Zeugodacus cucurbitae (melon fly) is the source of this 3135-nucleotide messenger RNA. RefSeq lists its product as uncharacterized. Lineage: Eukaryota; Metazoa; Arthropoda; Insecta; Diptera; Tephritidae. The record is from RefSeq and is a predicted model, not a curated record. The transcript is spliced from 3 exons. Bases 274 to 1623 code for a protein of 449 amino acids.
CGUAACCAUAUGAUGUGACAUAUUUUAUUUGAAAUAUUUGAAAAAGGAAAUGAAGUAAAUUUUUUAUUACAUCUAUUUUAAAUUUUAUUCUAAAAUCGUGAGAGCUAAUACCUUGGUUAAAGUACGGCGAUAAUUAUAAAGAAAAUUAUGCCUUCUUUGUGUUAAAUAUAGAACUAAACAAUUGAACACGUCGCAAACGCUACCAGCAACGUUCUAAAAGAGCUAAUACUCAUUUAUUGGUAGCAAUCGUUAAGUAAAAAAGCUGUGUAUGACAUGUCUUCAUGUAAAUUGGGAAAGAGCAAUAUUUCUUGCAAAAUUAACGACAAUGAAGCACAGCUGCCUGCUAAUGAUCGUAUGAGUACGAUUACGUUUAAAAAUAUAAACGAUGCUUAUAAAUAUUCUACAGUCGAAAGCAGCACAUCGUUACUGAAGGCAACAAUACCGACUCAAGAGCAGAAACGAUUUUUAGUUACACCAAAACCCAAGGUGUUAAAUAUCUGUACGUUAAAUCCUAACACAAAAGAAUUUGAAGUAGCCACAAGUGCAAAAAACAACGCACAAACAGGAGAUCUACCAACCCAGAACUUUCGUGUUGACAUUAACAAACCGAAACAUGCCAGACCACCAUUUUUAUAUGAACACUAUCCACUCAAGCCGGCAUUGCUGUACGACAGUCCGUUGAGUUUCGUACGCGAACCACUAAAUCGUGCAGAUCAAAUAUCUUACUUGCCACAGAGGUCAUUACAUUCCAUCACUUCGGUUACACAAAUCAAUCUACUAAAGCAUACACUAAAAAAACAAAAAUCACGCCUAAUCAGCGGCGAAGAUGAUUAUAAAUAUACUGAAAUUGCUAACGCAGCGUGGAAGACGAAAGCGGCCUUUGCAUGGACUGAGGGUACAUCUUCAGAAAGUGUUUGUUCGACAUGUCCUCGUAAAGGAUUUUUGGUACCACAUACCUCGGAACAUUAUACAGAACCAAUAUACGAGUCGGUAGAAACUAGUACGACGCGCGAAGCCGACAAUUCGGCAAUAUUGACGGAGGUUUAUAAUACUGCAUGGCAGAACAUAGCAGAUGCUUUAGUUGGUGAUAAUGAAAAACAUUUGGAUGAAAAAGAAUCAUUCUUGUUUUAUAACCCAUAUUACCAUUAUGAGGGAGAAAUUGGAGUAGAAACACCACUAGAUCAUCAGGCGUUUUCCUCUGAUAAUUCUCGGCUGAAUAUAUCCCCUAAUUCGCACCAAUCGGAAAUAAAACAUAAGGACUCACUGCUGCUUUAUGCGAACUUAAAGCAAAAACGGCGUAAAACCGUAGCGACUUUGGAUAUUGGCGAAGGAAAACCAUUGCGGUUUACUACAUUUUUCGAUGAGGCGCAACUCGCUAAUAAGUCAUCGGAUGAGAACAUCAUUUUUGGUAGUGCUCGGGGAAUAAAGUAUAAACUUCAAUGUUGGGAAGAAUCGCGCAUCGGUUGGCUCUCCGAACUCGAACGUCGGCACGAGGUACACCGUCGGCGGCAAAAACGUGCUGAGCUCCGUAAAUUGAAACAGCAAACAGCCAAAAGCCGCUCAGGACUAUGCUCAUUUUGGUGUCAACGACUACGUUUCUGGCUAGCCAAAUGGGAUACCUAAAGGAGGCGGAAUGAUGAAGGUAAGGAAAGGAAUGCAUGUUAAAUGCCUAUUUAGCCGAAAGAAUUGCCCGUAAUUAGGAUUGACACAAUAACUCUGACAUUUUUUACGCAUUUAGAAGAGAUGGUGAUUUACUCUUAUUUAAUGGCGAAUUGAAGUUGUCGUUCUUGUAAAAUGUAAAUAAAGGAUUAGUGACACUCACGAAUAGAUAGUUUUUGUUUGCUAUGGGUUAAGAGCACUUCUAUUCUAAGAAUAUGUUAUUUGUUGAAACUGUUUCGGAAAAUUAAGAAGAAAAAAAUCGUGAAUUUGCGGUGUUGAACCUGACAGUGGCCAGGACAGGGGCCUUAUAGAGGAACUACUGAGGUAUGCGGAAAACAUUCCUUUGCCUAUAUAAUACUGUUGUUUUUUUGAGUAAGUCUGCAAUAGGCUUCUGUGAUUGACGUCUAUAUACUCACUAUCCUCCAGCUUGUUCUCUAAAAGCCUUUUCGUACAGCCAAAUUAUUUGAUCAAUUAAAAUAUUAAUUGAUCAUUAAUUAAUUGAUUGUAUUUAGUAGUAUUAAUGCUAUAUGUAAUGUAAAAAAAUUAGAUUUUUAUUUUGUAUGGUAAAUCGAUCUAAAUCAGCGCUUUAAUGGAGCAAAGGCCGGUUAAUUGAUCAAUUAGCUCCUAUGCGAAAAGGCUGUAAGGUAAGAGUUUAAAUUGAAGUAAAAGUUAAUCUCUUCAUAUUGGGCAACUAGAGCAAAUGCGAUUUUUUCGAUCACUACAGAAAUACUGUGCUUAUCAAACUUUUAUUCCGUAUCUAUAUUUAUCGAUUCACACGUUUUUAUACAUUUUCAAUGUAAAAUUUUUAUUGUCAAUAUGUUUGAAAUUCUUUUUUGUAAAUAUUUUUGAAAAUGAAAUAAAUUCUUUGUUAAUUAAAAUUUUGAAUUUCGAAAUCGGGGAAAUAAAGAAGUUUCGCUUGAAAAAGUCGAAUCUUUUAGAAUUGACACCAAAAAGUACACAAUUCCAAUGCAAUAAUGUCAAAGCAACAGCUAACGGCAGCAAGUGGUAACAGUGACAAAGCAGAGGUGGUGAAAAUUCAAACCACAAAACUUCCACAGACUUCAAAACUCUCGCCUGCAAAAAUCCAAUAUACAUUCUACCAGCCGCAUUUGUCUCAACCACCAACAGACUAUAUGUUUCUCGACGAUAAUCCCACGUUAAAAACUUCAACACAAUUACAAACUGCAACAAGAGUAGAGCAGAAGCCAGGUACAAAUUUACAACCGAGUCCUAAUAAGCAACGACUUGAGAGUGGCGCUUCGCGUAAAGAUUCAUAUGACUCCACUGACGACAAUCCAGAAUUAUCGCUGAAAAGUAAAUUGAUGGAAGAGUGGGAAGUAUGUCAAACGCAAGAAAAAGAUUCCAAUGAGUCUGUAAAAGGUUCCCGAGAUGAUAUCAGAAGUGAAAAGUCUGUAUGCAUUACAAUGGAACCAACUGAGCAGACGCCAUUAAGCCCCCGGCGUUGCUCGGUAGAAG